Messenger RNA from Hyaloscypha bicolor E, 1281 nucleotides. RefSeq names its product udp-galactose transporter-like protein. Gene Ontology annotation, cellular component: Golgi membrane. NCBI's taxonomy places the organism in Eukaryota, Fungi, Ascomycota, Leotiomycetes, Helotiales, Hyaloscyphaceae. The record is from RefSeq and is a predicted model, not a curated record. The coding region runs from base 1 to 1281 and encodes 426 amino acids. Gene Ontology annotation, molecular function: UDP-galactose transmembrane transporter activity. The transcript has 3 exons. Gene Ontology annotation, biological process: pyrimidine nucleotide-sugar transmembrane transport.
AUGCCCCUAGCUGGUGGACACCGGUAUUUCACCUCGACAGCUGUGUUUCUCAACGAAGUUCUCAAGUUAGCUGUCAGCUUGACGAUUGCAAUGUACGACAUCUCACGGACGCUGCCCCCUUUGACCCCAGCGACAGUACUCUUCGAACAAUUAUACAUGUCUGUUUUCUCGGGUGACGGGUGGAAGCUCGCUAUACCGGCAACGCUGUAUACUCUUCAGAAUUCUCUGCAGUACAUUGCCGUGAGCAAUCUUGCAGCGGUGCAUUUUCAAAUUUUGUAUCAGCUGAAGAUCCUUACAACAGCUCUUUUCAGUGUUACAAUGCUUGGUCGAGCACUGUCGUCAAGGAGGUGGAUUGCGUUGUUGUUAUUAACAUUUGGAGUUGCUAUCGUACAACUACCUUCAAACGACCCCUCAUUAUACUCAGCAGACGAUCCUCAAUCUCGAUUUUACUUCCCCCGAUCCUUACACGAGUUAGGACAAUUGACGAAUGGGGCUGCUGAGGUGGCGAGGGAGUUGACAAAAAGGGGUCUGGCAGACCUUACAGAGGGCCUGACGAAGCGUUCUGCUACAUACGAGGGCAUUGAAGAGGAUUUGGGGAUCAAGCAACCGGUUAUGAACUACUCGAUUGGGCUGGCAGCAGUCUUGGUUGCCGCAACCAUCAGCGGCCUAACUGGUGUAUACUUUGAGAAAGUUCUGAAGGAGCCACAUACGCACGUCACUGUAUGGACGAGAAACGUGCAAUUAUCGUUUUAUUCGUUGUUCCCGGCUCUGAUUUUUGGCGUCUUUCUGAAGGAUGGAGAGGAAAUCGCCAAGAACGGGUUCUUCGAUGGAUACAAUGCAGUGGUUUGGACGGCCAUCAUUUUGCAGGCAGGAGGUGGAGUGUUGGUUGCAAUGUGCAUCAAUUACGCCGACAAUAUUGCAAAGAAUUUUGCUACGUCGAUUAGCAUCGUUCUGAGCUUCCUUUUCAGUGUUUGGUUCUUCGAAUUCCAGGUUACCUUGAACUUUGUGGUUGGCACUGCAGUUGUCAUCUUUGCUACGUACCUGUACAGCGGACCAGACCGGAAAUGGAAUCGACCCCCUCCAAUAAACAUUGCAAGUUACGAGAAGACGACGAUUGACAACGGUAUGACGCCCAAAUACGAGGAGGAUCGAUUCAGGAUGACAUUGGAUCCGUUAGACGGUCUCAGGGAUACUGGAUUGUCGACCUCAAGGCCAUCCUCGCCCAUGAGACAUCAUUCACGGAUGGGCUCAUCAAGAGGAAAAAUAAAGAGAGGCGACUGA